CAUGACGAUUUACGUGCGCGCUCCCGCGUUGCAGAUGAUGCUGCCACUGAUGAAGAUGGCGAAUGCUUGGAGUAUGGCGAUUUACUGCAGAAGCUGAUAAAGGGAAUGAGAAGAGAUAAUUCACAAGAUAGAAAACCAACUAAAGAAUACGUGCAGAAUUACGUGUCAUCUCCCAUCUAUGUCCAGGCACAGAAAGAAUGUCCCGCUCUUCAGACAGUGAUGAUGGGUACUUUGUUGCCAUGGAUACAGAGGAAGAUGUAUCAGGGCCUGUUGGAAUGGCACAGGGGGAAGAUCUGAAAUUGGGGACCAGCAGAGGAGAGGGGGACGUAGAAGGCUGCAAUGAGGGUGAGGGGACAAUGGUGGAGCUGCCGGAGGAAGUCCUAGAAUACAUCCUGUCUUUCCUCUCACCAUACCAGGAGCACAAGACCGCUGCACUGGUGUGUAAACAGUGGUAUCGCCUCAUUAAAGGUGUUGCAUAUCAGUGUUACCAUGGUUUUCUGCGGGCCGUCCAGGAGGGCAAUAUUCAGUGGGAGAGUCGUACAUACCCAUAUCCUGGAACACCCAUCACGCAACGCUUCUCACACAGUGCAUGCUACUACGACUCCAACCAGUCCAUGUAUGUGUUUGGGGGCUGUACUCAAAGUAGCUGCAACGCUGCCUUCAAUGACCUGUGGAGACUUGACCUCAACAGCAAGGAGUGGAUCCGCCCUUUAGCCUCGGGCUCCUAUCCGUCUCCUAAAGCGGGUGCUACCCUGGUGAUGUACAACAAUCUGCUGGUGCUGUUUGGUGGAUGGACUCGACCUAGCCCAUACCCACUACAUCAGCCUGAGAGGUUCUUUGACGAGAUCCACACAUACUCCCCCUCCAAAAACUGGUGGAACUGCAUCGUGACAACCCAAGGACCCCUACCCAUGGCCGGUCACUCCUCCUCCGUCAUAGGGAGCGACAUGGUGGUGUUUGGAGGGUCGCUAGGGGCCCGCCAAAUGUGUGUGUGCUUUUGGCUCACCGUGUCCCCCUGCUCUCUCCACUGGUCCCAAAUCAGGAGUAACGAGGUGUGGGUUCUGGAUCUGGAGCAGUGGUCCUGGUCCAAGCCCACCAUCUCAGGGCCAUCCCCACACCCACGAGGAGGCCAGUCUCAGAUUGUGAUUGACAACAAGACUCUUCUUAUUCUGGGAGGCUGUGGAGGCCCUAAUGCACUGCUGAAAGAUGCCUGGCUCCUGCACAUGGGUGCCCCACCCUGGACAUGGCAGCAGCUGAGGGUGGAGAAUGAUGACCAUGGAGCCCCAGAACUGUGGUGCCACCCUGCUUGCAGGGUUGGACAGUGUGUAGUGGUGUUCUCCCAGGCUCCGUCUGGCCGUGCGCCACUCAGCCCCAGCCUGAACUCUCGGCCCUCCCCCAUCAGUGCCUCUCCUGGCCCCCUGGGCCCAGAGCCCCCCUCACUGCGCUCCCAGUCCCCUUUAAGGAGCGGCGCCGCCGGGGUCGUCCUGGGGGCAGUUGAGGAGGCCCCCUGUGUGAACGGCCGCUGGGGGACACUGAGACCACGUCCCUCGGCCAGAGGGGGUGCCAGAGAGGGUAGCCCCGGCUCCUCCCCUCAACAGCCAUCCCCCUCCCAGGGGCCUGACAGCCCGCCUCUGCCCUCCCUCCAUCCUCUACUCAACGGUUCAUCCCCCUCUCCCCGGACCAGCCCUGCCCAGGAUGCCUCCCCGCCCUCUCGCCCCCCUGUCUCCUCGGACUACGGCUGGGAGUCUCCCCCCUCAGCCACCCACCCCCUUUCUGAGGUACCCAGCACUAACGGCGUGCACACGCCUCCACCUGCCCCUGACUCCCCACGCACUCCCCCGGGGGCUGUGUCCCCCGCAGCCCUGAGACGAGGCCUGGAAGCUGUCAAAAACCUGUCCUCUUCAUCCUCCUCAAACCCCUUGUCCCAAGGAGCUGCUUCAGGAGGAAGUGGGGGAGGAGUGGCUUCAGCAGGAACAUCCCCCUCUUCCAGCCCGCCACAGGCUGCUGCUGCCGGGUCUGAUGGACAUUCCAUCCCGCCUAUCGCACGGCGGCUUGGCCACCACCCGCCCCAGAGCCUGAACGUGGGCAAGCCCCUGUACCAGUCGCUCAAUUGCAAGCCCAUGCAGAUGUAUGUCCUGGAUGUGUCCCGAGCCAAAGCAGCUGGUCUCGUCUCCUGGAGGGUUUACGGGAACGGCACCCCCGCUGCCGUCACAGGCCCCCCCGAGACCAGCCUUCACACUGUGGUCCAGGGUAGGGGCGAGCUCAUCAUAUUCGGGGGCUUGAUGGACAAGAAGCAGAACGUGAAGUACUACCCUAAAACCAACGCCUUGUACUUUGUGCGCGCUAAGAGGUAAUGCAGCGAUGGCUGGGUUUGUGAGUGACGCCAAAGUGUUUGCUAGGUAAUGGACGAUCAAUCCAUCCUAACCCAUACAAGGGAAGUCAAACAAGGCCUUUUUCCUCUACCGCUGAGGAUUGUGGGAAUAGAAUGUGUCACACUAAUUAUUGACGUCCCUCUCCCCUCUCACACUAACUUCUCCCUCUACCCCCAUCUUCCUAUCACAUAACUUAAAAGAAAAUAUUUCAGACAGUACAUUUAAUAAGACACUUGAGGAUGUUGUUGCUAUAAUGGUGACUGUUGGAUGAAUGGGCAUCCUGACCUCCCAACACCUGCUGUGUGUGUGUGUGUGUGAGAGAGAGAGAGAGACGAAGGUUGGUCAAAUGGCCUGAGUGGACAGCAGUUCAUCCCAAAAGAUGUAGACAGUUUCUUUUCCUCUUUGGUCGCCCCGCUUUGAACUUACUGAAAGAAAAGAAAAUGGAACGAGCCUUGCGCUUGCUUACGAGGGCGCAACAGUGGACAACAGACUACCUUGCUUUUUUUAAAUCACUCUUUCAGCCUGCAUUGUUUACAUUGGAAUCUGUGUGAGUGUGUGUAAUAGCAUGGAUGUUGGUGUGUGUGUGGUGUAAAUGCAUGUUGGUUGUUGUUUAGGGGGAGGUUGCUGCAGUGUACUGUGUAGCAUAAGAAAACAAUAAAGGCCUCCAUGUCUUAA
Oncorhynchus tshawytscha (Chinook salmon) is the source of this 3047-nucleotide messenger RNA. Its product is annotated as F-box only protein 42. Lineage: Eukaryota; Metazoa; Chordata; Actinopteri; Salmoniformes; Salmonidae. The record is from RefSeq and is a predicted model, not a curated record. Bases 198 to 2354 code for a protein of 718 amino acids. The transcript has 10 exons. Gene Ontology annotation, molecular function: protein binding.